Messenger RNA from Hydra vulgaris (swiftwater hydra), 594 nucleotides. Lineage: Eukaryota; Metazoa; Cnidaria; Hydrozoa; Anthoathecata; Hydridae. The record is from RefSeq and is a predicted model, not a curated record.
AUGUUCGCUUCGACAUCACAAAGAAACGAUUAUGGUUUACAAGCGUCUUACAACAUUUCGCUACUUAUAGCAAAAUCCGGAAAACCGCAUACUAUCGGGGAGAAGUUAAUUAUGCCAGCCGUUGAAGAGGUUUUAAAAACUGUUUUACACAAACCUGCAUCUAAUAUCAUUAAAAGAAUUCCCUUAAAUAACAAUACUGUUGAAAGGUGUAUUGAUGAAAUGAGUUCUGAUAUUAAAUGCUUCUUGUGUAAUUAUUUGCAAACGACACAUUUCUCUAUACAACUGGACAAGUCAACUUUACCUGGUAAUGCAUUAUUAUUAUUGGCAUUUGUUCGUUUUUUUAUGAAUCAAGAAAUUCACGAAGAACUGCUCUUCGCAAGAACGUUGACAACCGACACUAAAGGUGAAUCAAUAUUUAAUGUUUUGAAGGAUUACUUUAUUGUAAAAGCAAUCGCUUUAUACCAUAUCAGUAGCUACAGAUGGAGCACCUGCCAUGCUUGGACGUUAUCGUGGAUUUAUAAGCUGUUUAAAACAAAGUGUGCCAGGGGUGUUAGCAAUACAUUGCAUCAUCCAUCUGCAACAUUUGGUUGCUAA